GAGCCGUAGUGGUGGGGAUUCAGCCCGGGGGACAUCGAACAAAGGUUGAUCGCGUCGAGAGCCGCAUUCACGAUUCAAACAUGGCAGCGGCUACCAGCGUUGUCGUCCUGGACAGGGGCAACAAUACCACCUGCACGAUCAAUUUACACGGUGCGACCGUUGUUUCAUGGCGUGUGAACAAUCAGGAGCAACUCUUCGUUAGUAAGCAGGCUGUAUUCGACGGGAAGAAGGCCAUUAGAGGAGGCAUACCAUUUGUCUUCCCACAAUUUGGACCCUGGACGUUCGGUCCACCUCAUGGAUUUGCCAGGAUCGUUCGUUGGAAUGUUGAAAAAUCGCCAGAACGAUUGCCUAGCGGAGACGUCGAAGCAAUAUUCUCGAUAAUGGAUAGCGAAUUUACACGGUCAAUGUGGAACUACUCGUUCAGAUUAACGUACAGGUUAAUCCUACGAGAGAAAGAACUUCACUUCCACAUUGGCGUAUAUAAUCCCAGCAAGGAUCAUACCUUUAGCUUUAAUAUUUUGCUACACACCUAUUUCAAAGUUCCAGACGUUAGGAGAUGCCAGAUUACAGGAUUGCAUGGAUGCACAUUUAUUGACAAGACAAGGGAUAACCAGAUCUUUCAAGAAGGUCGUGACGUGGUAACAGUAUGCGAAUGGACCGAUAGAAUCUAUCAGAAUACGCAGGGUGAGCACAUCAUCACGAACGUAGUUUCCGGAAGGAAGAUGCGCGUACAAAAGUACAAUUUCCCGGAUACAGUGGUUUCGAAUCCUUGGCAAGAGAAGGCUCGUGAUAUACCAGAUUUUGGAGACGAUGAAUUUCCUAAUAUGAUAUGCGUCGAGAGUGGACACGUCAGUAGUCCGGUGAUACUUUUACCGGGCAUGACUUUUGAAGCCAGCCAGAUAUUGCAGGUGAUGUGAGUAGAGGGUGGACCAAGUUCUCACGCAAGCAGUGCCACCAGCAGUAGCGGUGCAUUGCUUCCGUCCGUCGUCUCCUCGGCUUCGAGUACGACCGUUUGGUCGAGCACCAAUCCAGGUUGGCGUUACAUGCCACCACCACCACCGCCUCCA
Molecule: messenger RNA, 1067 nt
Organism: Vespa mandarinia (Asian giant hornet)
Lineage: Eukaryota; Metazoa; Arthropoda; Insecta; Hymenoptera; Vespidae
Biological process (GO): carbohydrate metabolic process
Cellular component (GO): cytoplasm
Molecular function (GO): glucose-6-phosphate 1-epimerase activity; carbohydrate binding
Source: RefSeq, a predicted model, not a curated record